AUGAAACCCGACAAUGAUCCGGAUCUACGGGUAAGUGAUCUAAUUGACUUUAAUGGUGGGGGGUGGAAUGUCAACUUGGUUAAACAAGUCUUCGAUGAAGAAGAGUGGGGGAGUAUCCUCAACAUUCCACUAUCGAGGUUUUGGCCGCGGGACUCACAGUUUUGGUGGCCAGCCCGCUAUGGGAUUUUCAUGGUUCGCUCCUGCUAUUGGUUGGCCCGCCUUGGGCACUUACGUACCUGGGCUCUUCAGUUUGGCGCAAGGGAGACUGAGUUGUGGAGAGCAGUGUGGAGGUUGGAGGGUCCACCAAAAUUAAACCAUUUUAUCUGGCGAGCGUGCAAAGGGAGCUUGGCGGUAAAAGAACGGCUAGCCUCGCGUCAUGCUGCUCUGUCUAGCCAAUGCCCGGUUUGUAACAAAGCAGAGGAAUCCAUCAUCCAUGCCCUCUUCGAAUGUACUUAUGCACAGCAGCUAUGGCGUGCGAGUGAAUGGGGUUCACUGUUGACCGAUGAUCCAUCAACAUCAUUUGCGGAUCGAUUUGAAUGGUUUAAUUCGCGACGGGAUGGUGAGGAUGUGCAAAGAUUUUGUGCGUUGGCAUGGGCUGCGUGGGAGUAUGCAGAGAAGGUGUUUAAACCUUCGCACUCUUGGAAUUUGAUGGCUUCAUGUUGGAGUCCUCCAGUGGAGGGGUGGGUUAAAAUAAAUUUUGAUGCUCAUAUAAGUGCAGUGGUUGAAGUGGGCCUUGGAGUGGUAUGUAGAGAUCACCAUGGUCAUAUUAUUGCUCUUGGAGUUAAGCGUGUGGAAGCUAGCUGGGAGCCAAGCUUGGCAGAGGCAAUGGGAGCCCGUUACGCUAUGGAGUUGGCUGCUAGAUUGGGCUACAUGCGGCUAGUUCUCGAAGGGACUCUUUGA
Beta vulgaris subsp. vulgaris (sugar beet) is the source of this 900-nucleotide messenger RNA. RefSeq lists its product as uncharacterized. Gene Ontology annotation, molecular function: nucleic acid binding; RNA-DNA hybrid ribonuclease activity. The record is from RefSeq and is a predicted model, not a curated record. The transcript has 2 exons. Bases 1 to 900 code for a protein of 299 amino acids. Lineage: Eukaryota; Viridiplantae; Streptophyta; Magnoliopsida; Caryophyllales; Amaranthaceae.